Eufriesea mexicana is the source of this 3619-nucleotide messenger RNA. RefSeq names its product DNA ligase 3 (gene DNAlig3). Gene Ontology annotation, cellular component: DNA ligase III-XRCC1 complex; nucleus. Gene Ontology annotation, molecular function: DNA binding; zinc ion binding; ATP binding. Gene Ontology annotation, biological process: DNA biosynthetic process; double-strand break repair; lagging strand elongation. The transcript has 20 exons. The record is from RefSeq and is a predicted model, not a curated record. Bases 7 to 3042 code for a protein of 1011 amino acids. NCBI's taxonomy places the organism in Eukaryota, Metazoa, Arthropoda, Insecta, Hymenoptera, Apidae.
GUAAAAAUGACGCAGCAAAUGUCGGACGAGGAGAAGGAAGAGGAGAAGCCGUUCGCGGUGGAACGAGCGAAAACCGGUCGCGCGAAAUGCAAGAAGUGCAAGUGUCCGAUAGAAAAAGACACGGUGAGGAUCGCGAAGCUCGUCGCGAAUCCGUUCUCCGACGGCAAGAUGAAGGCGUGGCAUCACUUGAGCUGCCUGUUCGAGGUGUUUGCCAAACAGAGGGCUACCACCAAGAGAAUCGAUGAUCCCGAGCAGGACAUUAGCGGAUGGGAGGAUCUCUCGGACGAGGACAGAAGCGCGGUUCUCCAUCGAAUCGAGGAGUUUGAAAAUUCGUCUCCGUUCAAGACGCCUAAGACCAAGGCAGCCUCCGGCACGAAGAAACGCAAAGUUACUCACGAUCAGAGCACCAAGCCGGACCCUUCGUCGAACAAAAAACCGAAGAACUCGGGAAGGAACGAUUCGGUGUCGUCCAGCGAAGAUGUAUCGGAUACUUCUGGAUCGAGCAAAAGUCCAGAAAAGGUGCGAAAACCAACGAGGGACGACGCGUUCGAGGUGUUCCAGCAGCUCUGCAACGACGUGGCCAAAGUCGACGCCUACACCGACAAGACGGCGAUCGUCAGAAAGAUGUUGACCAAAGGGUCGAGCGGUGAUGGUUUCAAGAGCUGCGUCAAACUCUGGUGCAGACUACUGCUUCCCGGCGCUGUGAAGAGGGUGUACAAUCUGCAGAGCAAACAGCUGCUGAAGCUGUUCUCGCGUAUACUGCUGCAGGACGAGGACGAAAUGCUGGAGCACCUGGAGCAGGGAGACGUGGCUGAAACCAUUCGAAUAUUUUUCGAGAAAAGCGUCGCCGUGAAACCGGCAGCGAAAAGCGUCCUUACCAUUCAAGAGGUGGACGAAUUUCUGCAAGAGUUGUCGCUUUUAACUAAGGAGGACGAGCAGAUCCAUCACUUUCGUUCGAUCGUUCGAAGAUGCACCGCGGACGACCUGAAGAUGAUCAUCCGGCUGAUCAAGCACGAUCUAAGGAUAAACGCUGGCCCGAAGCACAUUUUGGGUGCGGUGCACGAUGACGCCUACGAGGCCUUUCAAACAUCCAGGGACUUGAACAGCGUCAUCGAACGAUGUUUGGAAGGUUCCUCAAAAAUUGGGAAACCAUCUUCGUCGCCUGGCCAGUCUUCCAACACUAAGGUCACUCUUGCGCUGAUGACACCGGUCUUACCGAUGCUGGCGGAGGCUUGCAAGUCUGUGGAAAUGGCGAUGAAGAAAUGCCCGAAUGGAAUGUUGUCUGAGAUAAAAUACGAUGGUGAACGGGUUCAAGUACAUAAAAAGGGAAACGAAUUUCGGUACUUCAGCAGGUCCUUGAAACCUGUACUUUCUCAUAAAGUGAAUCUGUUUAAAAAUUAUAUUCCAAAGGCCUUUCCAGAUGGCGAUGAUCUAAUUUUAGACUCUGAAAUCCUCAUGAUCGAUACCAAAACUGGACAGCCAUUACCUUUUGGCAGCUUAGGCAUACACAAGAGAACUGAAUUUAAGGAUGCCAACGCAUGUUUGUUUAUCUUCGACUGUAUCUACUAUAACGGAGAUAUUUUAUUGCACAAGCCUAUGAUGCAACGGAGACGAAUUUUAAGGGAACGAAUGACAGAGAUACCAAACAGAAUAAUGCUCUCGAAAGUCAAGGAAGUCUAUAAUUCCCAAGAUUUGGCAGACAUGAUUGCUAAAGUUCUUAAAAUGGGUCUGGAAGGAUUAGUUCUCAAGGACAUUCAUAGCAAAUAUGAACCGGGUAAAAGACACUGGUUGAAGGUAAAAAAGGAUUAUUUAUACGAUGGAGCGAUGGCUGAUAGUGCAGAUCUCGUUGUGCUCGGCGCAUGGUAUGGUACUGGAAAUAAAGGUGGUAUGAUGUCUGUAUUCCUCAUGGGAUGUUUCGAUGAAGACCAUGACAAAUGGCUAACUGUAACCAAAGUGCACACAGGUCACGAUGACGCAACACUAGUGCUACUUCAGGACGAGCUCGAUAUGGUGAAAAUAGGCAAAGAUCCAACCAAGGUACCAUCUUGGUUGCACGCAAAUAAACCAAUGAUUCCUGACUUCGUUGCAAAGGAUCCAAAGAAACAACCAGUAUGGGAAAUAGCGGGAGCAGAAUUUACCAAUCAGGGUGUUCAUACAGCUGAUGGCAUUAGCAUUAGAUUUCCACGGGUAACACGUAUUCGCCACGACAAGGAUUGGUCCACUGCCACCACACUGAAUGAGUUACGACAUCUUUUUAAAAAAAAUUCAGAGUCAAUAGAUGUUAGUCUUCUUUUACCCUCAAACUCUGAAUGUAAACAAGAAAUUGAUAACAAAAUUAUAGCUAAGCAGAGUACGUCCUUAGACAUAGGAACAAUUUCUGACCAGAAAUUAAAAUCUCCGUUAAAGAAAAAUAACAAGUUAAAAAUUGAAACGUCACCUCUGAAGAAGCUCCAUGGAAAGUCAGAAAUUAAUACCGACUGUGCGGUAUCCAGUUCUAGUAAAAAAAUUAACAAGCAAAAGUAUAACGGAGAAGGGACCAAUAUUUCGGAUCAAGAGGACGAGGGAAAGGCAGAAUUUUACACUUUCAUAGAUAAGGAUUAUAUCGAGUACACUGCAGCGGGAAUUCCAUUAAAUUGGAUUGAAGGACGAAAACCGAGAAACGGUCUUCCAUCAGAUGCAAAACCAUUACACAGUUUAAGAAGUAGUGAAUUGAAGGCUAAUAGUAUUUUAAAGGGUGCACCAGUCAGCCUAGCGUCGAGUUUUAGGAAGAGCAAGCGAAAGUCCGUUCGCAAGGUGCUCAAGACACUUGGAGCCAAAAUUUUGAAAGAUCAAGAGAAGUCUGCAGCUACAUACGUGAUUCAUCCUUCCAAGGAGAUUUUAUCUUCUGCUGUUCACGACUUCGAGGAUAUACCAAAGACGGCGAGGCAUGUGAACAUCUCUUGGGUAGAGGCGAUUGCAUCGGUUUCUGAAAUUCAACAAGCAGGGGAACAUGCUGUGGAACUGGCUGCGGAUUACUGCUCGUGUCCUUGUUUACACCGAUGACACCCACCUCAAGAUUUAUUUCUCGCGAAUCAUCUUUCUCGACCUUACCUUGUUUUUGCUCUUUCUGAACAUUCGUUGCAGUCACUAGCAUCAAGGAAUUAUAAGACAGAACCGAAAUCGUGUGUUAUUUCCAUGCAAUUUGUGAUCAUAUUUAUACAUAUAUUUCAUAGUUCAACAUAGUUAUUGAUAUUCGUAAUUGCAACCUUCUAGAAAUAAUUUUAAAAUGUUCUACUAUUGAAUAAUUAUCAGACAUGAGUUAGAGGUAUUUUUAAAGGUAUGUUUGAGAAGACUCGUGACUUUAGUCGUAGCAAAUAUAUGGAUAUACCUGGACUAGAUUACUUACCUUUGACAUACUUUUCGUUCCGUAUGUCCAUUGUGAACGCCCAUAUUACUCCCUUUGCGUUCACAGAUGUACGAUAUUCACUUAUACGCAUCAGCAUGUUAUCCUUAGAAUAUUUCAUAUUGAUCGAAAUGGAUUAUUUCGGAAGAGUCGAGUGAUCUCAUACGUUCGAAUAAAAUUGCGAAUUUUUUUACAUCUGUAAUCAUACCUAUCAGAUGUAUUUGGAGAAAAGGGAAU